This is a messenger RNA of Suillus paluster, 936 nucleotides long. Its product is annotated as Rhodanese-like domain-containing protein. The transcript is spliced from 6 exons. Gene Ontology annotation, biological process: transsulfuration. Bases 1 to 936 code for a protein of 311 amino acids. Lineage: Eukaryota; Fungi; Basidiomycota; Agaricomycetes; Boletales; Suillaceae. Gene Ontology annotation, molecular function: thiosulfate-cyanide sulfurtransferase activity. Gene Ontology annotation, cellular component: mitochondrion. The record is from RefSeq and is a predicted model, not a curated record.
AUGUCGACGCCGUUGUUAUUAUCACCCAUGCAGCUGCAGCAGUUACUUCCAACAUUACCCGAUUCUAAACAGGUAUCGAUCCUGGACUCCAGUUGGUUCAUGCCAAAUUCCCCGCGGAGAGCCAACGACGAGUUUCAGAAGAAGCGCGUCCCUGGAGCACAGUUUUUAGACCUUGAUGAAGUAGCCUCUCCCCAUGACCUAGGCCUCAAACAUAUGAUACCGAGUGAACGACAGUUCGCCGAUGCGUGCGAGGCAUUCGGAAUUGAGCCCUCUUCUCAUGUAAUUUUAUAUGAUACGCAUGGAGUAUUUUCAUCACCACGUGCACUCUUCAUGUUCAGAGCGUUUGGCCACGAGAAAUCAAGUAUCCUCGACGGAGGUUUGCCACGUUGGGAGGCAGAGGGUUUUCCAAUUGAAGCCAAGCCGCCGGCACAUGCAAGGAAGUCCGUCUAUCCCACUCCUGCCUUCGAUAAGGGAAUGAUACGCUCCUACGAUCAAAUUGUGUCAAACUCGUUUACGGAUCUUCAAUCGGACCCAGCCGUUGAGCUCGUCAUUGACGCCCGUUCUCGUGGUCGAUUCCUAGGGACAGACCCAGAGCCGCGGCCAGGCUUAUCAUCGGGCCACAUUCCGCAUUCAUUCUCACUGCCGUUCACUGCGUUCCUGCAGGCUCAUACCAUCCCUAAUUCCUCCGCAGAGUACACCACAUUUCUACCCCUUCCCGAGUUACGUAAUGCCCUAGUGAGCCACGUAGGCAAUCACGCGGAUGCUGUCAUACAAGGCAAACGACUAAUCACGGCAACUUGUGGGAGUGGCAUGACUGCAGGCGUCCUCUGGUUGGGACUCAGGCUAUUGGGCGCCCCAAAUGUGGCAUUGUAUGAUGAGUCUUGGACCGGAUAUGCUAGCCGGGCGGCUAGCAAGAUUGAGAAGGUGGCAAACUAA